This is a messenger RNA of Cynoglossus semilaevis (tongue sole), 4720 nucleotides long. RefSeq names its product src-related kinase lacking C-terminal regulatory tyrosine and N-terminal myristylation sites (gene srms). Lineage: Eukaryota; Metazoa; Chordata; Actinopteri; Pleuronectiformes; Cynoglossidae. The transcript has 8 exons. The record is from RefSeq and is a predicted model, not a curated record. Bases 799 to 2313 code for a protein of 504 amino acids. Gene Ontology annotation, molecular function: protein tyrosine kinase activity; protein binding; ATP binding. Gene Ontology annotation, biological process: protein phosphorylation.
AAGUUUGUUCACGAGCUCCAAUUAGUUCCAGCCUGUAGUUUCCUGCAGACGAUGAAACACAGGUGGAGACGGUUGUGUUAAUGUGGAGAAAAGAAAAGAAACUAAAAAUAUCAGCAUGCAUCAGCGAUUUUCACCGAGACAAACCGGGGGUCAUCCCCUCGACCUUUACUCCAACCUGGACCGGUUUAAAUAUACAGUAUGCACAACGUCAACCAUUACGCUCUCUCUCACACUCACACACACACACACUCUCUCUCCCUUUCACUCUCUCUUUCUCUCUCCCUCCCUUCUCCCAGUGCGCAGAUGUGUGAGCAGCAGCGGAGGGCUGACUGCUGAGCGCCAAACCCAAACUUUUUACGCACAGCGCUGCCUCCUCUCCCUCACCCCUCACUCUCCCUGCCUCUCCUCCUCCCGAGCGGCGGCUGCAACGUUCGCCUCACUCACCCCAGGUGUCGGUUGAUUCGGGGUCGAUCCUUUUGUCCAUGCACAGACUUGGACUGACUCAAUUCCUCGUUUCCGCAUUCUCAGAGCCGCGGUGCGCACUGCAGACUCGGAGGACGGCUCCUCGGUGUGAACAGACAAACCGGUUUCUCCUGCUCACCUGCUCCACUCCUGCUGGCGCUGCGUUAUGUUUUUGUCCACAGCAGCAGAGAGAAGACGGAACCGGAGCAGUGACCGGCUGCGGCUCUCAGGCUUCACGAGGCCGUUUUCGGCAGACUGAGAAAGCCUGGAGGCGCCGCUUCUCUUCUCUCUUCCAGUCGAACCUGCCGCCGCCGCCGCGCUCCUUAAUGAGCCGGGAUGGAGAACUGCUGUCGCUCGUGUAUGCCGUGUUGCAGCCGGCUCUGGAACUGGAUCUGGCCAGAAUUCCGCUACCCAAACGUCUCGAAUCACAACCAUGUCAUUGCCAACCCGGCGGCUCAAACGACCGAGAUCCGCACCGUGUCCGGCGACAUCCGCGUCCCUUCGCCCAAGAAGCGGCAGGUGCAGCUGUACGCGGCGCUCUUCGACUUCGAGGCCCGCAGCGACGACGAGCUGACGGUGAGGGAAGGGGACAAACUGUCGGUGAUCGAGAAGCGAGGGGAGUACGUGCUGGCCAAGAAGCUGACCGGCUCUCUGGAGUCCGGGCUCAUCCCCGCCAACUACGUGGCUCUGCUGCAGGACGAGUUCGCCAAACACAAGUGGUACUACGGGAACAUAAACAGAGUGAAAGCGGAGAAGCUUCUCCUUGCGUCCCAAAACAAAGAUGGAUCAUUUCUGGUUCGCAUCAGUGAAAGUCACAGCGAUGAGUACACCAUCUCUGUGCGGAGUGAGGGGAAAGUGUACCACUUCAGGAUUCAACGCUCCACCAUCGGCGCGUACUUCGUCUCAGAUAAAAUCUCCUUCGCCACACUGGGAGAGCUCAUCGCCUACUACCAGAAAAACCCCCGCAGCCUGGGAGUCCUGCUGGAGGAGCCAUGUGCCCAGCAGCGGGAGCUCUUCGACAUGGAGCCGUGGGAACGACCUCGAGAGGAGUUCAAGCUUCACAAGAAGCUGGGAGAGGGUCACUUUGGAGAGGUGUGGGAAGCUGUGUGGACCACGGAGAACAGGAAAGUGGCCAUAAAGAUGCUGAAGCAAGAGGACACGAAGCAGGACGAGUUUGUGAAGGAGGUUCAGGCGCUGAAGAGUCUCCACCACCCCAAACUGAUCCAACUGUUGGCCAUGUGCUCCAGAGGAGAGCCGGUCUACAUUGUGACUGAACUCAUGACCAAAGGAAGUCUCAAGUCCUACCUCACCUCUCCUGAAGGUCAGGUGCUGACAUCGGCUCAUCUCAUCUACAUGGGCAGUCAGAUCGCAGAGGGCAUGGCCUACCUGGAGGACAGGAACAUAGUCCACAGAGACCUGGCUGCCAGGAACAUUCUAGUAGGCGACGAUCUGGUCUGUAAGGUGGCCGACUUUGGAUUAGCUCGGAUAAUUAAGGACAGCGUGUACACAGCCAGUCGAAACACCAAAAUACCCGUGCGGUGGACAGCACCAGAGGCAGCAAUUUACCAGCGCUUCUCGGUGAAAUCAGACGUGUGGUCAUUUGGGGUACUGCUGUACGAGAUGAUGUCACGUGGCAAAAUGCCUUAUGAAGGAAAGAGCAAUAAGGAGGUUCUGGACCUGCUGUCGUCUGGAUUCCGGCUGCCCUGUCCAUCACGCUGUCCUCAGAAUAUUUACCGCAUCAUGAUGGACUGCUGGGCAGCCGAGCCCUCCAAGAGACCCUCCUUCCACGCUUUACACAGCCAACUGGAUUCGAUCUAUGCCAGGAUAUAUUUUAAGACUAUAGAGGUAUAGGAUGAGGCGUGACACAUGGAGGGGGAAAAACAUCGAGGUGACAUCAGUGGAAAGGACGUCUGAUACGUGGCGACAACAGCAUACACCAAAGUGCAAUGAAUGAGAUAAUGAGAUAAAACGCAAAGAGUUGCACCAGGGCUGGACACACAGGAGCCAACGGAGACAAACUGUAAAUAGUCCUUGUCAAAUCAAAUGAGAAGGAAAGAAAGAGUCUUAAAGACACGGACUGAAAACAGCCUGAGAGGAGUGUGAAGACACGCAGCAGUGAACUCCUUCCUAAAAAUAAAACCCUACUCACUGACACACUGAGCACAGGCACAGCAGAGACGCUUUGGAGUUUUAUAACCUGCUGUUUUUAUAUGAUAUUUGGUCACUCCUGAAUGUGCCAUGUCUGUAAAUAUGCACAAUUUGGAAUGUUAUGAAAUCGCAGGUCGGGACUUUAGCCGACCGCCUUUUAUUUGGAUUGCAGAUCUAGUGCUAAAAUUGAGGUUAUGUGCAAUAAAGAAAUGCUUGUUGGACUUUCUGAGCCAUGCUGGGGGCCGGUUGCUAAGGAUGCUAAUAGUCUAACUUCUCUGCUAGCGAAGCUUGGUAUUUCUCCUGCUGUGCUUCCAUUAACCUACAGUAGCAACAAUAGUCCAAAGUAGCACCAUCAAAGUAUGCGGAUACUUCGGUACGUCGAUCUGUAAUCAAAGUUAUCCAAAAUAUCUGCAGGUGUCCUUCCUAGUGAAGAGCAGCUGUUUACAUUAAGCCACUAGUUCAACUGGGAACCUCAUUAUAUCUGAAUAGACUUUGUUUGUUUCCUAAAAACGUGCUGCAGCUUCAACGCUAGCGCACAUGCAAAUGUCAUCAUGCUAAUUAGCUGGCCAUUGUUGCAGCCACUCAAAAGUCUCGCACAUCAGGUACAUUAGGUAAGACUGCGCAGUCCCAGAUCCACAGGAUAGUUACUGUCUAUGUCCAACAUAGAUGUUGAAUCAUCAUAUGAUGCAAAUGAACCUUGUCAACCCCCUCAGGCUAAACUUGAUGUGUUGUGUUUGGUAUAAAAUGAAAACCAAAGUGAAGGGCUAUUUAACAACAAUUUGAUCAAAUUGAUGUUUUUACAUCAUAGAGUUUUUAUCCUUAGUCCAAAACUACAUCUGGAAACUCGUCCUGAUACUGGAUGUUCUAUUGAUGAUGUCACAUUGCCAGAGUUUGAAUUUUUUUUUUUGUUAUACAAAAAAUACAAACAAAUACAUUGGCUUCACCGAGUCAUCAACCGUGCCACGAGAUUUUCAGCCAUCUGUGUUGAUUGAAUUGAUGUACGAAUGAAACUCUACCCUAUUGGCUACAGAACAGGUUUUCACACCUGUGGUUAUCUCUAGGUGGCAGUGUAAAUAAAUGUACAAAAGUGCCAGUCUGAAACAGACUGUGUCAGACACAGACAAGAUCACAGUUUUUAUGACUUGAAAAUAUGCAAAAUCCAUAUUGCGACUUUACAAAUGACACCUGGAUGCCAUCCCCCAUAAUUCAUUGUUGUCCAAUUUCCUACAACAAAAAAAGCAUUACUUACAGAAUGAACAUCGCGUUCCACUGAUGAACACCUGAAACUACCAUAAAUAUCUCAGGAAAUUGUUGACUGAUGUUGUAGUUGACUGAAAAAUCUCAUCGUCUUCCAUUUUUUUCCUCAACUACCGGAGCUAAAUUAUUGGCCACCUAGUAGCUAGGUCUAUUUUCUAUCUGUGACAAUCCACGGUCUGAACUAAGUAAAAAAAAAAAAAAACACCUACUGUUGCAUCGUGUUACACUUCAACUAACUGGUUCAUAUCCCAGGGCUCCCAGCAUGGCCGUGGUUCUUUAUCUGUCAUGUACAACUAACUUUUAGUAUUUCGUUGAGCCCACACUCUGUUACAGGGACUUGAUGUCAGCGUCUAUUACAGCUGGAGACAAAAACUGUCUCCAUCCUCAUGUGACACGUUGUAUAGUGUCUGAGCCCAUGCUUGAAAAGCCAACUGUAUGUGUCCAAACCCUAACAGUUUAGGCCUCGUCUACAGGCCCCUGAUGACGACCAGUGGUAACGACCCGCAGCGAUUGUUUACACCGUGGACAGUUCAAUGACGAUGACGAACCAAGAACUCUGAAACUGUGUUUGACAUGUUCCAGGGUUUGACUUCUGCCACAACAAAAGACACUAACGUGUCGCAAUGCAAAUCAGAACAAUGCUACUGUGCUUCAGUUUUGUUUUGGUUUUUUUAUGCAUGACCUUUACUGCAGAUGAAGCCAAGUUCAGGAAAUGUGAGCCAUAACUAAUGAAUGAAACCAAUCAACAUCCAGUAUUGUGUCUGUGGCUGUGUGUCAUCUGGUUCCAGUCUCCAGUAAUGAGAAGAAUAAAGUAUUUUGGACUUUGUUUGCCAACAAGUCUGUUUAAUCCUAA